Molecule: messenger RNA, 1226 nt
Organism: Oppiella nova
Lineage: Eukaryota; Metazoa; Arthropoda; Arachnida; Sarcoptiformes; Oppiidae
Source: the annotation of a GenBank genome assembly
GGAACAAGCUAGCCUAUGCCACCAUCAAUGAUACCACUGUAGACCUCAUGUCAUGGCCUUAUUAUGGGAAUGAGAAGGUACCAAAGAACCAGUACACUAAACUAGAGACAGUUAGAUACCCCAAACCUGGUCGACCCAACCCAACCAUCAAACUUUAUUACAUCAAUUUAAGUCAAUUACAAUCGUAUAAUGAAAGUCGUGUUCAGGAGCUAACCGUUCAUUUAAAACCACCAAAAGAUAUUCUGGAUUUGGGUGACCAUUACAUGACAACCUGUAAAUGGAUUGAUGAUGAUGUAUUGACCAUAAAUUGGAUGACCAGGGCACAAAAUUUCUCAGUCAUGACAAGCUAUAACACUCAAACGUUUGAACCUAUCUCCAAUUUUAAACUGCAAACAAGCAAUGGUUGGAUUGACUUAUUCACUGAACCUGUGGUCACACUUGACAAGAGCUCAUACAUCGUAAGAGUUCCCAAAAUGAGUGACAAUAAAAAGGAUGUCUUUGAACACAUCGCUGAAGUGUCUAUCAUGUCUGCCGAAUCAACAUAUUUGACUUCUGCAACCUUUCCUGAUAGUCCUGGAUCAAAGCAUUUAAUGAGCGUAUCAUUAAAUCAAUCAGCAGUAACAGCAACUCCCACGUGUCAUACCUGUCUAAUGAAUACCUAUUCGACCGAUAAAACCCAAAUCUGUCUCACAUCUAACACAAUAUUUAGUGAAAAUGCUGGAUAUUAUAUCCUAAACUGUUUGGGACCUAAUAUUCCCCGAUCAGAGAUUAGACGGACGUCUGAUGACUCUCUCAUCCAUACGCUCGAAGACAACAAACAUUUAGACUUCAAAUUAAAAGACUUAUCGCUUCCCAAAAAGAUAUCAAUGAAGGUUCCGGUGGGAGGUUAUGAGAUCGAUGUAAUGCUUAUUGUUCCGCAAGAUUUUGACGAGAAAUCACCGAAAAAAUAUCCGCUAAUAUUCAACGUUUAUGGCGGACCCGGAAGUGAUAGCGUAUCUGUGCAUCAAAAUUAUUUUUACCAUCAAUUCGGCGCUUAUUUGGUCUCAAAUAAGAGUGUUAUUUAUGCCACUUUGGACACCAGGGGCAGCCCUAAUCAUGGCUGCAAAUUCAUUCUCUCCACUUGUAUGAGACUUUCGGGCAGUUCUUUGCCCUCCAGUCGCACCGAAUUCACCAAAUUGUCGACAACUAUCACAUCGUAUUUGUUAAGCAAGAACUCCAGCACACAG